AUGAAGCUGGCCCUCGUGUGUUUGUGCGUCCUGCACGUGGCCCUCGUCGGCGCCGGACUCUUCGCCCGCGACGGGGCACGAGCGCCUCAGAGCACAGGAUCUUCGAACCAAGGCAGACAGAGACCGCUGUUCGCGAGGAGAGGACAGCACGUACGGCAGAGCGUGCCGAAGCCCAGAGCGGUCCCUGUGCCUCCAAGUGGCCUCAGUCCUUCUUCUAGAGUGACACCCAAACCUGUGAAGCCUAAGUGCUCUCAGCUUACACAAAGCUGUCUACCCCAGUCUGGCUGCUGUGACCCAUAUUCCACGUGCCACUGCCGCUUCUUCAAUGCGAUUUGCUUCUGCCGAAGAACAAACUCGAAAUAUGAGAAGAAAACAUAAAAUAUUGCCGCAAGCGGCAACGAGCAGGUUGGGAGCAUUUGGAAGCUCGUUUCUUAUUCAAUUUUUUUAAAUGAAACGCGGUUUUCAUGAAUGCAAGCUGAAAUAAUGAAGCAGAGUCAGCUCAAGAACUUGAAGAGUUAGUAUUAAGGCCAGGUGAAGUAAGGCAGAGGUGGGGGUUUGAACCCCCAACCGUUGGAUUGAGUUCCUGGCAAAGUCAGUGUUAAGCGCAUGUGUGCAUGAGCAAACAAUAUGAAAGUGUGUAAUUCCUCAAAGUUGUUGACUUCCAGGUGAAAUUAUGAAUUGAAUGUAGUGAACAGUUCAGAUGCUUAGAUUAAUUGUAUACUUUUUUAGCAGAAUUUGAUAUGAUAUUUUAAAUGGAGAGUAUUUCUUAGACGUGUGUAGUCGUCCGUAUUCAUUCAUGUGUUCUUUUAAAAUCGAGUCUGCUCUUAAACAUUUAACAAAUGAAAUGAUAUGCAAAUUGAAGUAAAAACCAACAUGAAGUGUCUCAGUCAGCCUCCAGAACAGCUUCAGGGCUCCUCAUCCCUGAUCCUCCAAGUCUCUGGACUGUACUGGAGGGACGAGCACCAGUCUUCCAAAAGAAUUCCUCCCUCGUGUGGUGUUUUGACGACGGCGGUGGAGAGCGCUGUCCACCGCGUCGGCACAAAAUCUCCCAUUGGUGUUCAGUUGCGUUGAUAUCUGGUGACUGUGAAGGCCACAGAACGCGAUUCGCAUCAUUCUCAUACUCAUCAAACCACUCAGUGACCCGCCGUGCCCUCUGGACGGGGGCACCGUCAUGCUGCUUCUCCACUCAUUUUCAGGUU
Molecule: messenger RNA, 1199 nt
Organism: Xiphias gladius (swordfish)
Lineage: Eukaryota; Metazoa; Chordata; Actinopteri; Istiophoriformes; Xiphiidae
Product: agouti-related protein-like
Exons: 3
Coding region: 1-378 (125 amino acids)
Biological process (GO): hormone-mediated signaling pathway; neuropeptide signaling pathway; adult feeding behavior
Cellular component (GO): extracellular region
Molecular function (GO): neuropeptide hormone activity; type 1 melanocortin receptor binding
Source: RefSeq, a predicted model, not a curated record